Molecule: messenger RNA, 564 nt
Organism: Acanthosepion pharaonis
Lineage: Eukaryota; Metazoa; Mollusca; Cephalopoda; Sepiida; Sepiidae
Source: the annotation of a GenBank genome assembly
AUGUCUUUCUCUGCCUGUCUCAGCCGCUCUGUAUCUCUCUCUGCCCGUUUCAGUCUCUCAGUGAGUCCCUCUUCCGGGCUCGGUCUCUCAGUGAGUCCCUCUUCCAGGCUCAGUCUCUCAGUUAGUCCCUCUUCCAGGCUCAGUCUCUCCGUGAGUCCCUCUUCCAGGCUCGGUCUCUCAGUGAGUCCCUCUUCCAGGCUCAGUCUCUCAGUUAGUCCCUCUUCCAGGCUCAGUCUCUCAGUUAGUCCCUCUUCCAGGCUCGGUCUCUCAGUUAGUCCCUCUUCCAGGCUCAGUCUCCGCUCAGGUCUCUCAGUUAGUCCCCCUUCCAGGCUCAGUCUCUCAGUGAGUCCCCUUCCAGGGCUCAGUCUCUCAGUCCCUCUUCCCCCUUCAGUUCCCCUUCCAAUCUCUCUCAGUGCGUCCCCUUCCGGGCCUCGGCCUCUCAGGGAGUCCCCUUCCUGCCUCGGUCUCUCAGUGAGUCCCUCUUCCUACCUCAGUCUCUCCAUAUACUUAACUACCAAACUACCUACCAGCAAUAUCCCAUUUAAUGAAUUCACUAUUUAUUAA